Molecule: messenger RNA, 846 nt
Organism: Miscanthus lutarioriparius
Lineage: Eukaryota; Viridiplantae; Streptophyta; Magnoliopsida; Poales; Poaceae
Source: the annotation of a GenBank genome assembly
AUGCUUCUCGAGGAGCUGCUCCGGUGCCAGAUGCACGAGUGGUACCCGGCCUUCCGCCGCCACUCCAUCCGCACCGUCAUCAUCCCGCUCCCCGCCGCCUUCGUCCGGUACCUCGUCGGCCAGCCGGCCUACCCCGACCUCGACGCCGACGCCGACGCCGACGCUGGCACUGACGACGAGCCGCUCCCGUUUCUCCUCCCCGCGAUAACCUCCGGCCGCCAGCCCUUCGCGCCCAUCCACGCGCACCACCCCGACCCGGUCUCCCUCAACUCCGACUUCUUCUUCGGCUCCAGCAACGAUGACGUCUUCGACCCCGACGCCGACCACCCGCUCCGCCCGGAAUUCUCGGAGCUGGAGGCGGCCAUCGACGCCGCCAUCGCCGAGCUAGGCGGCGCCGCGCUCCCCAAGCUUAAAGGAUGCCACCUUCAUGUCUGCCGAUGGCACGACUCAGUGCACGUGCUUCGCCGAGGUUGCCAUGCUGCUCCGCUCCUCCGAUUGUGUGGCCCACGACCUCGCCUCUGCGAGACAAUCAUGCGAGGAUUUCGUGCGCCCGGAGGGUGCUCGACGGAAUGCCCAAAAAAUGGGCGGCUCAAGCUGAUAGAUUUCAAUCCAUGGGGUGGUUAUACCUUGCCGUUGCUGUUUACUUGGGAGGAGCUUGAGGAGGGGAGAGGGCCUGAGCUGGAGUUUCGGGUGGUCAUGCAGCAGGGUGCAGUGAGGCCAGGAUUGAUGACAGCAGUGCCGUAUGAUAUGCUUGAUUGGGGAGAGGGGAGUGGCUGGGAUGUUUUUCUGAAGAAGGCUGAUGAGGAGCUUGACAGACAGAUGAACUCACUAGAUGAUGAUUCAUGA